This is a messenger RNA of Didymodactylos carnosus, 750 nucleotides long. The record is from the annotation of a GenBank genome assembly. Lineage: Eukaryota; Metazoa; Rotifera; Eurotatoria; Philodinida; Philodinidae.
AUGGGUUCUCAACCAUCAAAAGCUUUAUUGACUGAAUCAAUAGUACCUAAUCACUAUUUUCGUCAGCUAUUUGAUCAAACAUCAUACACCUACACUUAUUUGCUAGGUGAUGUACAAACGAAAGAUGCUAUACUUAUUGAUCCUGUUUUUGAAAUGGCCGAACGAGAUAUGCAAAUAAUAAAACAACUUGGAUUAACAUUAAAAUAUGCAGUUAAUACACACGUUCAUGCUGAUCAUAUAACUGCUAGUGGUAAAUUGAAAAGUGCAUUGUCGUCAUGUAAAAGUAUAAUUGGACAAAAAAGUGGAGCAAAAGCUGAUAUUUAUAUUGAUGAUGGCGAUACUAUUGAAUUUGGAAAGCAAAUUUUAGAAUGUCGAUCGACACCAGGACACACAAAUGGAUGUAUGAGCUAUGUUUGGCACGAUAAAUGUAUGGUAUUUACUGGUGAUUGUUUACUGGUACGCGGUUGUGGUCGCACUGACUUUCAACAAGGAAAUGCCAAAGAAUUAUAUAAUUCCAUACAUACAAAACUAUUUUCAUUACCAAAUCAUUAUUUGAUCUAUCCAGCACACGAUUAUACCGGCCAAACAUGUAGUACGAUUGGAGAAGAAAAAGUACACAAUCCUCGUACCGCAAAAUCACUCGAUCAAUUUACUGAAAUAAUGAGUAAUUUGAAACUAAGUUAUCCAAAACAGAUUGAUAAGGCAUUACCUGCCAAUUUAGCUUGUGGUAUACAAGAAGAUACGGUUUAA